AUGUCAGGUAUCUGCCGUCCACGUUUGACUGAAGAGCGAAAACAGUGGAGGAAGGAUCAUCCAUUCGGAUUCUAUGCUAAGCCCACAAAGGCUCCAGAUGGCUCCAUGAAUUUGAUGGAGUGGGAAGUUGGCAUUCCAGGAAAAGAAGGGACACCCUGGGAGGGAGGUUUGUAUAAGCUGAUGAUGAUAUUUCCUGAAGACUAUCCAACCAAGCCGCCGAAGUGUAAAUUCUCGCCCCCAUUAUUCCAUCCCAAUGUCUACCCUUCCGGCACCGUCUGUUUAUCAAUCUUGGACGAGGAGAAAUCUUGGAAAGCGGCGAUCACCAUCAAACAGAUCGUUUUGGGUAUCCAAGCACUGCUGAACGAUCCGAAUGUGAAUGACCCUGCACAAAGCGAUGCCUACACAAUGUUCAAGAACGACAAGGCUGCAUAUGAGAGACGAGUGCGACAGCAAGCUCGCGAGAACAUACCUAAGUGA
This is a messenger RNA of Heterobasidion irregulare TC 32-1, 477 nucleotides long. RefSeq lists its product as uncharacterized. The record is from RefSeq and is a predicted model, not a curated record. Gene Ontology annotation, cellular component: nucleus. The transcript has 8 exons. Gene Ontology annotation, molecular function: SUMO conjugating enzyme activity. Gene Ontology annotation, biological process: protein sumoylation. Bases 1 to 477 code for a protein of 158 amino acids. NCBI's taxonomy places the organism in Eukaryota, Fungi, Basidiomycota, Agaricomycetes, Russulales, Bondarzewiaceae.